UAUUACCAAACUCCUCGGCCAAAGAAGUAUUUGAAACAUUCAAUGCAACUAAGGCAUAUUCUUUACUCGUAAUACACUUGAAUAGUACAAAGAAUCAUUCGAAGCACCCAGCUUGACUGAGGUAUCUUUUGCAUGUGAUGCAUCCACUUAGGACGAGAAAGCAUAUGAUGUAUUGCGAUCAGGGCGUUCUCUUAGUGUGUGAUGCAUCCACCCAAGAUAAAGAAACAUAAGUCACUCGAUGCAACUAACGUAUCUCCAUUGCAAGUGAUGUGUUAUAGAGGACAAAGUAUCCAAAUUGUCUAAUGUGACUAAUGUGCCCACUGUACACAUGAUGUGCCUGCUCAAGACAAAAAGCAUCCGAAGUGCCCAAUGCGAUGAGGGUGUCUUCUUUGUGCAUGACGCAUUCGUCAAUGACAAAUAAGCAUUCAAAGUAUCCAUCAUGAUUAAAACGUAUGAUUUUCAUGACACAUUUGCUUAGGAUAAAGAAGCAUUUGAAUCUCCCCACAUGACUAAGGUGUCCCUUUUACUUGUGAUGCAUCCACUUAGGACGAAAAAGCAUGCAACGCGUUUGAUGUGACUAAAGAAUCCCUUGGCGUGUGAUUCAUCUGAAGUGACCAAUAUGACCAAGGCAUCUCCGCAUGUGAUACAUCCGCCCAUGACAAAGAAACAUCCAAAAAACCUAAUGCAACUAAAGAGUCUGGGUAUUAUAAUUUAAUAUUUUAUGAUUAUUUUAUGAAUAUUAUAAUUUAAUCCAAAAAACCUAAUCACAUAAAUGUCAUAUUUACAUAAAUAAGCUUUUCUAAUCUGGGUAUUAUAAUUUAAUAUUUUAUGAUUUGGUCUUUAAUUCACCUAUUAUUCAUCGUCCGAGAGGUCGGGCAACAACUUGUCGAUCCUUCACCAUGGGGAUAAUCUCAUCAUCUUACUUGGAACUCUAUUUAGUUGUUCCUUUGCAUCAUCUUGCUCCUUUGUUUCUCCCUUCAAGGAUGUGUUGAUCCUCGCACAAGAAGAGAAGUUAUAUAGAGGAAGGAAGAAAGAAUGGUGUUGAUUAAGUUGCACGAAGUUCUCAAGAGCACGGUGGAGCUACUCACAAGGCCCCGCACUGUUUCUGCCUUCAAGAAGAAGGGCGUCCUUAGCAUCUCUGAGUUCAUCCUCGCUGGUGAUAACCUCGUCGCCAAGUGCCCCACCUGGUCUUGGGAGGCAGGCGAGCCGAGCAAGAGGAAGUCCUACUUGCCAGCUGACAAGCAAUACCUCAUCACGAGAAAUGUACCUUGUCUAAGGAGGGCUAGUUCAAUGGAAGAAGAAUACGAUAUUAUAGGAGAAGAGAUUCUUUUUGAUACUAAUGAUGAAGAUAUUAUUGGUUGGAUAGUAACUCAUCGGAAGCCAAGAGAGAUCAAGCAUUAUAAGGAGGAAGCUAUACCUUCCAUUGAGUCUGUGGAAAUUGACAAACGUGAGACUGUCACGUUCAACCCCAUUUAUUUUGCUGUUGAGGAGGAGGAAGACAUACCUGACAUGGCAGAUUCUGAGAAAAAGACAGAAACAGUCAUCCUUCCAUCAACUCAUCUUGUUGCAAAUGAACUUGAGGAUGACAAAAUUCUUCGGACUCGAACAUAUGACGUUAGCAUAACGUAUGACAAAUAUUAUCAAACUCCUCAUGUGUGGCUAACUGGAUAUGAUGAGUGGAGGAUGCCUUUGCAGCCAGAACUUAUAUUUGAAGAUGUGAACGAAGACCACACACAGAAAACAGUGACAAUUGAAAAUCAUCCUCAUUUGUGCCUGAAGCAUGCAUCUGUACAUCCAUGCCGUCAUGCCGCUGUCGUAAAAAAAAUGCUGGAUGUUCUCAUAUCACGCGGAAUUGAACCAGAAGUUGACAAGUACCUUUUCUUGUUCUUGAAGUUUAUCUCCUCAGUGGUUCCGACGAUCGAGUAUGACUACACAAUGGACUUUGAUCUUUGAAGUUCCAGUCACCAACAAGAGACAUGAACCCUGCCACGUGAGGUACUUAUACAGCAUGAUGAUAUGCCCAAUUAGUGGCACAUGCUCAUCCAACUUUAUAUGGAGCUUAAUGAAAGAUUCUUCUUUUUGUGGUCAGCGACAAAGAUUUGUAUAAGCUUAUGUUGUAUAAUAGUCAUAAUGAUACUAUUGAACGGUAGAUGUGAUAGUCACAAAGCUAGAUUAGAUUAUGUUUUUUGCAGGAUUGAGAUGUCAGUGGUGGAAUUGUAAUACUCCAUUCUGGUCAAACAUUGAAUGCUAGAGGAUGUUUGAAUUG
Musa acuminata subsp. malaccensis (wild Malaysian banana) is the source of this 2266-nucleotide messenger RNA. RefSeq names its product autophagy-related protein 3-like. NCBI's taxonomy places the organism in Eukaryota, Viridiplantae, Streptophyta, Magnoliopsida, Zingiberales, Musaceae. Gene Ontology annotation, cellular component: phagophore assembly site; cytosol. Gene Ontology annotation, molecular function: Atg8-family ligase activity. The record is from RefSeq and is a predicted model, not a curated record. Gene Ontology annotation, biological process: autophagosome assembly; nucleophagy; autophagy of mitochondrion.